Photinus pyralis (common eastern firefly) is the source of this 1268-nucleotide messenger RNA. RefSeq names its product MARVEL domain-containing protein 1-like. Lineage: Eukaryota; Metazoa; Arthropoda; Insecta; Coleoptera; Lampyridae. Gene Ontology annotation, cellular component: membrane. Bases 174 to 701 code for a protein of 175 amino acids. The transcript has 3 exons. The record is from RefSeq and is a predicted model, not a curated record.
UACCACUAAUCCCAUUUCAAAUAAUAAAAUUGUUAACUGUAAAACCCGAAUUAGUGACUUGGUUAUUGAUGGUCUGUGGCUUGGUUUUUCCAUGCCCACCCCUCACAUCGUUUUGCAAAAAAAACGUUCUUUAAACUUCCAAAUAUUUAAUGAAUAAAAUUGUUAAUUAAAAGAUGGGGGACGUGAAUUUUCCAGCUCAACAUACAACAACGACCACAGUUACAAGAGUGCAAACGACAUUGCGAUACGAUUCGUCAUACUUUAGGUCAAAGGAUGGGAUUUUCAAGAUUGCCGAAGUUGGGCUCAGUUUACUUGGAUUCAUAUGCAUACAAUGCACAGAAUUUUCCAGUCUUUCGAUGGGGAAGUUUUAUAGCACUGUGUCAAUGUUCGGAGUAUGGACGACCGGAAUCCUGCUAAUUCUCUACUUAUUUCAUAUUAUCGAAAAACUGUAUAAAAUUCCGUGGAUUCACUUCCAACUGUUCUUCAACGGAAUAUUGGCUCUAUGUUUUUUGAUCUGUUCAAGCAUGGUUGCCAAUUCGACCAUUUCGGCAUUUCAUGCAGCAGCCUUCUUUGGGUUUAGCGCAACUAUAAUUUACGCUCUGGAUUCAUAUUUUAAGUUUCGUGCUAUGAGAGCCGGUGCUUUGGCCCAAGGGGAGAGACAGAUUACCAAGGAGACUACUACUGCAACACAGAAAUAUUAAUCUAUACCAUAUUAAAGGUGUAUUCUUAAGCUAUUUAUCACAUUUACCUGUGUUUUUGCAGCGUUUGGAUUUUUUUUCUAUUAUAAAAAUGGUGUGUGUAAAUGUAAUAACUAACCGCACGUUGCGCAUAUUAUUGUUUAAUUAUACAAGUAACGUUUAGGUUCACAAUUAUUUGUUUAGUGCCUUAAAAAUGGACACUUUUGCAUACAAAUUAUAAUUGUUAAUUAUUUAUGUGAGCAUAUUGUUAGACCCUGAGUCUAUUGUAAUUACUGGUACAACUCAAUUGACCAAAUGUUUUAGUUGUAACGUUAGGUAGAUUUCAUUAAUUUUGUACAACAGAGCUGGUUUGAAUUAACCAACACUGUUAUUUAUUUAUUAUCAGUAAUUCAGAAGUGGCAGUUUGUUGUAGACGUUUUUAUGAAUACACCCAUUUACAGUGUUGAUACACCACAUUUUUAAUAUUUUAUAUUGUUAUUCGAUAAUUCAUAUAUUGUUGCCUAUUUUAUAAAUAUUUAUGGUGACUAUACAAACUAAUGUACCUAAUUAUCCAUACAUCACUAAAGCAUU